Molecule: messenger RNA, 2210 nt
Organism: Cladophialophora immunda
Lineage: Eukaryota; Fungi; Ascomycota; Eurotiomycetes; Chaetothyriales; Herpotrichiellaceae
Exons: 1
Coding region: 133-1698 (521 amino acids)
Cellular component (GO): mitochondrion
Molecular function (GO): proline dehydrogenase activity; FAD binding
Source: RefSeq, a predicted model, not a curated record
ACGUAUCGACAAUGUACGGUACUAUUCAGCAUCCCCUCUAUCUUGUCAAUUAGCCCACCCUUCCUGCGAUCUAUAUCUAUUGCGAAAGGUUUGUGCAUCUGUCCCUAACUUCCUUAUCCUUGUCCGUUAUUCAUGCCAUACACCCUCCCUUACUGCCUCUUGAUCUCGAGAAUGGACCUCUACUUGUAUGGCAGAUUGGCGUCACGAAUUCCGUCGAGGCGAACCCUCCAUGCGCAGUCCUUCCCUACUCUUUCCGUGUGUUCACAGAACGAGAGGCACCGCCGAAGUCGAGAAAGUUGUUUCGAGAACAACUUCCUCCGACAAAAACAUCAGCAUCGCAAAGCGCAUACACGGCGCAACAUUACAUCCACAGCUUACGACACCGCAGAGUCCGCUUCGCAGCCCUCAGACAUGCGCCCACCCAGGCCAUUGGCAUGCAUCCCCUUAGAUUCUCUGGUGCGCUCAUACAUCAUCACCUCGAUAUCAUCCGUCCCGUUUCUGCUUCGCCCUUCGUUAGCUGCCAUGACCUUCCUCGCUCACACAAAGUCCCGUCUGUUCAACCCUGACCGCAAUCCGAUCCUCCACUCACUCCUCAAACACACCUUUUACGCGCAAUUCUGUGCUGGCGAGACUCCAUCAGAGGUCCAAAGGACAAUUACAAACUUGAAGAACACUGGUUUCAAAGGAGUCAUAUUGGGCCACGCGAAAGAGGUGGUCCUCAGUAAAGAAGAGGCCGAUGGCCUGAAUGAGCCCAAGAAUGCGGCAGUACAAGCCCAGGUUGACGCCGAGGAAAUUGCCACAUGGAGACAGAACACCAUUGAUACGGUGGAUCUUGCACAGCAGGGCGAUUUCGUCGCGCUGAAAUUCACGGGAGCUGGACGUCAGGCGCUCCGACAUCUCAAGGCGACAAUUGCGUGUUCGCCAGAGUUCGAGGAGGCUGUACACGAUAUCUGCAAGCGAGCUCAGCAGAAAGGGGUCAAGCUUUUGUUUGAUGCCGAGCAGGCAUCGUUGCAACAAGGCAUUGACAACUGGACAAUGUACUUCGCAAAGAGGUAUAACCGUGAACACGCUUUGGUAUACGGCACCUACCAGGCCUAUGCUAAGAGGACUCCACAAAAUCUGGCAAGUCAUCUUGAGCUGGCUCGAAGAGAAGGCUUCGUGCUCGGCGUGAAACUGGUGCGAGGGGCCUAUAUGGGCAGCGAUCCGCGGGAGCUGUUCUGGGCCACCAUCGACGAGACCCACAAAUGCUACAACGGCAUCGCGAGGAGCAUCCUGCAACAACGAUACCAGGGCAUCCUGCAGCCCGUGGAGGGGGGCUCCACGGAAUUCCCUCGGGUUGCUCUCGUGCUCGCCACCCACAAUGCUGAAUCGGUAAGACUAGCCAGCGAACUUCGAGAUGAGCAAGCGCGCACUGGUGCACCCCGGAUCGAACUGGCAUACGGCCAAUUGAUGGGGAUGGCGGACAACGUCAGCUACGAGGUGGUACAGCGGGCAAGGACCCGUCUAGCGUCGCACGACAGCAACGGCAGCGUGGAGGUCCCAAGGGCAUAUAAAUAUUUGGUUUGGGGCAAGAUGGGGGAAUGCAUGAAAUAUCUUCUUCGCCGUGCCCAUGAAAAUCGAGACGCCAUGACCAGGACAGUCGAAGCAAGGCGGGCAUUGGGUCGGGAGUUGGGCAUCAGAAUGGCGUUCUGGCGCUGAGCGCGACAAGACGCCACGAUUGGAAGGCGAAAGGAAAAUAUGGAUCGGUCUUGAUUGGCACAUGUGAUGACUUUUGUAGGUUCCCCUCGGCUUUACGAGCAGCUGCUCUGAUAUGUUUUUCGCGGUGGCUCUUAUCAAAGCGCUGAGAUCCAGAUGUCCACGGACCACAGACCAUUGACCAUAGGGCCUGGUGUCUCGCGGGGUGGAGUAACGAACAGUUGGUGACGGGACAUACAAAUGAGAAGAGAUUCCCACCGGGACUGGGAGGAGCAAACAAAUUCCCACUCCCUCUGUCUAAGAAAUCUAAAGGAAGCCAGUCCAUCGAAAAUCUUGACCUUGACGUCUUGAGAGACAAACAAACCAGCUCUUUUAUCUUGGUUCGGGUAGCUGCUGCUUGAUGCCACACCUGCACUGCUGUCGCUGAUCUGUAGCGGGAGCCUUCCUUGACUUCUUUGUUUCCCCAGGCAUCCAGACCGCAGAGUGAAGUGGCGACAGGACCAAACCAAUUUGUU